Messenger RNA from Phytophthora megakarya, 1422 nucleotides. The record is from the annotation of a GenBank genome assembly. Lineage: Eukaryota; Oomycota; Peronosporomycetes; Peronosporales; Peronosporaceae.
AUGCAAGAAUAUGAUCAGGUUUACUAUCCGGUGAUGUUCGCGAGCCGUGCGUUGAAGUCCAACGAAUUAAAUUAUGGGAUCGCAGAGAAAGAGGUGUUGGCAUUGUGGCGGAUCCUGGAUCUCAACUAUAAUACUUUGGUUGAGAGGCCGAUCCGAGUGCUGACGCGACAUUCCACACUAGCUUGGUUAUUUAGAUCCAAUGCACUACAAGGUCGCCUGGGACAGUGGGCCGCGCUACUUUCACCCUGGAACCUCGAGAUCGUCAAGUACAACAAGGGCGAGGACGAGAUCCUGGGCACCUUAGCAGCCAGUAUCACCCCCAGAUCCGAAGUCGACAACUCGAUCGCCCCGAAGAAAGAGCCGAGACGCAAGAUCCAAGCCCCGAUCCCGACAGUGAUAUCGGAUGAGGAUCUAUAUGUCGAUAGCUUUGACGGAUCCACCCGUGUCAAGCGAGGUGGAGGCGCCUACAGCCCGAUCCUGUGGAAAUUACCUGAGUGGACUGUGGUGAAGGCCAGUUCCGGCUAUGCCGAGGGCCUAACUGUCAAUGAGGCCGAAUAUCACGGUCUUUUGUUAUGCCUUGAUCUGUUGGAAGGGACAGAUCCACUACGAUUGGUGAUCUGUGGCGACUCAAACCUGGUGAUCCGCCAAGUUAGAAGUGAGAUCAACUGCAACGCGUCUGGAUUGACAUUAUUAAGACAAAAGGUGUUGGACAGACUGCGGAUCCGGUCGGAUCAUCAGUUGGUACAUGUGAAGCGGGAUUGGAACGGAAGUGUAGAUAGCCUGGCUAGUGCUGCAUUGCAACGUCAAUGUGGAAUCGAAGUCGAAACCGAUAGCGAGAUUCAGGGUCUGAUCACCUUGAACCGACUGGAUGAGAUAUUGGUGGUGAAAUACGAGGAUCCGGCAGUGCAGAUCUCGGCCAUCGAAGGCCAGAUCCGGCGUGAGAUCGGGAUCCAAGCCCCCGGUGUUGGCGAAGAAGUGAUCAGAGAGCUCAGGAUCGAGCGGAUCCGGCAGGCACAGGACGAGGAGGCGUGGAUCCACAAUUUGAAGAAGUACCUGAUUGGCGAGAUACGCGAUCUGACACAGGAAGAGGCUAGAUGUUGCGGAUCCAUCACUAUGAAUUAUGAAGUGGAUCACCACGAUCUCCUUUUCUAUUGCCCCACUACAAAGGAAUCGUCUGCGGAUCGGGACAAAUUGAUGCGACUGGUAUUACCUGAGACGUUGCACCAAGAUGUCCUACACGAUUAUCAUACCAGCCUCCAAGGUGGGCAUCAGGGGAUUGACCGUACCUACGAUCGUUUCCGGAAUCAUUUUCGCUGGAGAGGACUGUACCGAAGCGUGCAAUUAUAUGUCGGUGAGUGUGUGGAUUGUGAGACUGGAAAAGGGCGACCCCGGAUCCAGGGCAAAUCGCCGUGUAACCUUUAA